Messenger RNA from Monosiga brevicollis MX1, 4379 nucleotides. RefSeq lists its product as uncharacterized. Gene Ontology annotation, biological process: protein localization to centrosome; cilium assembly; intraciliary transport involved in cilium assembly. Gene Ontology annotation, cellular component: centrosome; centriolar satellite; ciliary basal body. The transcript is spliced from 27 exons. The record is from RefSeq and is a predicted model, not a curated record. Lineage: Eukaryota; Choanoflagellata; Craspedida; Salpingoecidae. Bases 102 to 4379 code for a protein of 1425 amino acids.
GACCACCGCGCGCCUUGCUCGGAGAACACACGCACGACACCCGCAACGCCAAGAGAGAAGGCACAAGAGAGAGAGGGAGAGAAACGCAGAAGCCCGGAAGAAUGAGUCUUAUGUUUUUCCAGGACGACAGUGAACCGAGAGACAGAGACAGAGAGACAGAGACAGAGAGAGAGACCAAACAACAACAACAACAACAACAGCAACAGCAACAACAAGAGCAGUAUCUGUUCAACAUGGCUGCCACUGCCCCUCACACCCUGCCCAGCAGCCGACGUGGCACUAGCGGCCAGCCUCCGAGACGCUUGAGCUUUCAGGACCGUCCACCGCAAGAGUCGGCCGUGGAUCGCCGUCCUGAGCUCAUGCAGUUUCUGGCCAACGAACUCAGCCGCAUGUCUGCGGCCGCAGAUGACAAUCAAGGCGAGGCUGAUGCUGUCAUCGAAGUGCUCGAUGAAUCUACAACAGCCUCCCAAGGAGAGCGUCCGAGUGCUACCCAGGAGGCAGCAGAUGAGAAUGAUGACCAGGGCGAUGAUGAAGACGCUGACACUGACAUUGACUGGGACACCAUCCAGAUGAUCCAGAACAUGCCGGAUGAGGUGUUCGCCCAGCUGGACCCCAACACGCGCCAACAAGUCAUGCAUCUCCGGGGCAAGUUUGCCGACCUUCAGCAGAAGCAAGCCCAGUUGCAGGCCUUGCGCGAUCAAAUGGCCAUGCUCACCCUCAUGGCUGAGCGGGCAGCAGCUGAGGAGGCACAAAAUCAAGACAUCGACUAUGACGAGGAAGAGGAACAACCCCCCGAGUAUGCAGAGGACGAGGCCAAUGCCGAUGAUGAUGAAGCCGACAUGGCCGCGCUAGUCGCCGCGCAGGAUUUGACCAGUAACUUUGAUGACAUGCUCAGUGGAGCCGCCGCUCAAGGUGCCUCACCCGAACAGUUGGCCGUGCUGCGGGAGAAGUUUGAACAGCUUCAGCGCCUCAAACAAGAAGCACAGCGCCUGUUUGAGCUAAAAGAUCAUCUCACUCGCCAAGCCGCUGCCAUGCAAGACAUGCAGGACGCUGAUGAGGAGGAGGGUGACGAAGAUGUGGAUGACGAAGAAAUUGACGAAGAGGAAGAAGCCUUCGCCAAUGCCAAUGAUCCCACAACCCGGAUUCGAGCCAUGCUCGCUGAAGCACAGCAGCAAGGGCAACAGCUGCAACAGCUUCGAUCCCACAUGGCAUCCACUGCCGAUGCCACGGCAAGUGCAGCAGCUGUCGACCGGGGUGAUGCUACCGAAGAGGACCGCCAAGUUCUCAUGGCUGAGCUUUCGCGCCAACGAGCGCUUAAGGAUCAACUUGAGGACAAACUCAAACAACUUCAUGCGUUGCAGGCCGAGGCUGACCGCUUGCGUCGCGUCAAACAAGAGGCUGACACGCGCUACAAAAGCCAAUUGGAGGAGUACGAGGAGCAACUGGCCGCUACCGAGGCCCAAGGCACGCCUGAGCGCCGCCGCGUUCGCUAUGCUGCUGAUGGACCCGCCGCGUCAGCUACCUCCCCCUCCACUGCUGCUGCGGCUGCCACUCUGCAGCGCAUGGAGGCCAUGAUGUCACAAUUGCAAGGCUAUAAGGCAAUGAAGCGAGGAGAGGCGCCCGAGUCACGCUUCGCCAGCGAUGCGCAAUGGGCUGUGCUGGCCCAGCCAAUCCGUCCAGAAGAAGCCUUCAAUGAGGAACACGAUGGCUCUCAGGCGGAUUUUCUUCCUGGGCGCAUUUCACCACGCUCGGGAUCUGUUUCCAUGGCUCCUCUUACCAAUGCCACAAUCCACACCCAAGACUUGGAAGAGUUGGAGGAGGAACGUGUGGCACAAGAGCAAAUGCAGUUUGAUGAUGUCAUGGCUUCAGCUUAUGAUGACCUAGAGAGUGCCAUGGCUACGCAACUCGUGGCCGCGCUGGAGUCAAGGUCGCGCCCAAAUGGGGUUGCUCGCGAGCCCUUGGCCAUGUACUUGGAGGAAGAUGAUUAUGAUGUUGACGAGGACGAUCAAGACGAGGAUGACCAAGACGAGGACGAUGAGGAAGACGAUAUCAUCCUCCUGGACAACGAGGGUGAUGAUGCCGAUGCCUCGGAGGGCGAUGCUUACGUUGCUCCACAUCGGCGCGACUCGCUCAUUGCUGACUUGGGCGCGCUUCGCCAACGAACCAGCAACUUGCGCAACCAAAUUCGAUUUGUCAAAAGUGCCAGCAUUGUAGAUGAGGACGAGUUCAAUGACACGUCUGACUCGCCAGCCCCACGCCAUAUGGAUGUUUAUGAUCCCGAGGAGCGUCGCCGCGAGGAGCUUCACAAUUACAACCUGGCCAUGAGCUUUGCAAGCAUGCUGGACCCAAGCGACCGUGCCGACUUUUUCGCCAUGUUUUUCACACGCUUCCGUCAAAAUCCUUAUGGGGCUUUUGCUGAGGCGGCCUGUGCAUACUCUUUGAUCGCCGCUGACCUUCACCAAGGUCAAGAUAGCCUCUGUCUCAAUGCUGCCAUGCAUCGUCGCGUCGAGGCAGGGAGCAACGGGGACAUGGCAUCGUCGAGCCUGCUUGUGGAUGCGGCCGUGGGGCCUGAGCCGAGCCAGGAGGACGCACAAGCUCAAUCAUACAACGAGCAACGUGAACAAACGGCGCAACAUCUCAGAAUGGCCGUCUACGAUGAGGUGGCCACGGUGAUCACUCUAAACGAGGACCGGCCCAACUUUUUGCUACGCGUCUUUCAUGCCCUGCAGGGGAUGGACAACGACUAUGUGCGCCAACGCGCCAUUGAGGCUCUCGAUGCAAUUGCCAGCGAUUAUCUACACGAUACAACGAUUGACGGCACCGCUUCAUAUCGUGGCCUCUACGAUGAAGCUCUCAGCGCUGUUGAAGAUGGUAGCAUGAACAGUCAGGACGACAACACAGACCGAGGUAGUGAUGUGGAGGCAAGCCCGACUCCAGCACAGCCACGCCCCAGCUUGCCCCGGGUUUUUGGUCAUUCUCUGGAUCAGGUCAUCCACACGUUGCAAGCGCCCCGCGAGGGACAGGACUUGGCUGAGGAAGAUGAAUCACACAUGCUGGUCGACGAGUUUCGUGCUGAGUUGGUCUUGCACCGCGAGAUUAUGGACGUCAUUCAUGACGCGGUCGAUGUAGCGCCAGAGGACGCCGUGGUUGAUGCAUCGGUCAUCGAUGCCAUUUGCCAUGUAAUUCAACGCGCUGGUGAAGCUUUGGCCGAUGUUGAGGAGGAUGCAGAUGCGCGCGUGCCCGCUGCCGCUACUGCUGAAGCCGAAGAGUUGAGCGGCGAGAGCAUGGAGGAGAUUGCUGAAGUUCGAACGGCCAUUGAUGGCCUCAAGGGAGAUGAGUCGCAACUUUUGCGGAGGCGUUUCUUGGACAUGAAGCGCUUGCGUGAGGAGCGCAUUCGCCGCUAUCAGACGUUGAUUGAGGAGCGUCGCGUGGCCUUGUCCGGGACGGGCUCGGCUACUGCUGAGGGUUCAUCGCGUCCCAACACCAGUGCCCAGAACGAUGCUUCUGACUCGGAAUUUGACGAUGUAGUAGAAGAGGCUUGGCGCAGGUCGGGCAAUGACCAAGGGGUGGAUGAGGAUUGUGAGUACAACUUUGAUGGCAACAAUGACGAUGACGAUGACGACGAUGAAGCGAAUGAGGACGAUGAGGAUGUCAAUGAUGAUAUCGAUGAUGAUGUGGAUGAUGAUGUGGAUGAUGACGAGGAUGAUGAUGAUGAUGAUGAUGAUGAUGAUGAUGAGGACGACGAGGAUGAUCAGGUCGGAGAGCUCUCUGGUGCCAUGCAAGCAGCUCGCAAGCGGGCCGAAUCUUAUCAACUGACGCAAAGCGAGCUGGGCGAAGAGUCUGGCGCAGACUCCGCCGAGGCCAUGAGUGAUGGAGCUCCUGAUGGCGUACAGAGAGGACUCUUCGACAUAACCCUGGAUGACUUGCCAGCUGACUUUCGCCUUGACAACGACGCUCUCGAUGCGUUGACGCAGUCGAUGGCUUUGGAUCUGGCAGAAAACCCAGACUUGGCAGCUUUGGCGCGCGCUGACUUUGGUGAUGCGGCAUCACCGCUCGCCUUUGGCCGUGCUGCAGGCAGGACCAAGAAGCACGACGAUGACGAAGACGAGGAUGGCGAGGAGUAUGACGAAGAUGAGGACGAAGACCAGUAUGGCGAGGAAGAUGAAGACGAGUAUGACCAGGAGGAUGCUGAAAGCGAUGGCUACUUUGACCACGAUGAAGAUUUCCUUGAUGAACAUGACUCGCCGGUCGAGGGUGCGCUUGAUAGUGCUUCAACGCCAGCAACAGACGGGGACCCAGACAUGAGCAGUGCGACCGUGGCAGAGUUUAAGCCACCCACCAACGCGAUUGAGCCGACUGUCGCUACCGAAGAUGAUUGA